Molecule: messenger RNA, 1069 nt
Organism: Pistacia vera
Lineage: Eukaryota; Viridiplantae; Streptophyta; Magnoliopsida; Sapindales; Anacardiaceae
Product: F-box protein At1g61340-like
Exons: 3
Coding region: 183-749 (188 amino acids)
Source: RefSeq, a predicted model, not a curated record
GCAAGCCGGUUCUUGUUUCCAUUUUAACCACGAACGAGAAGAAAAACAGUUACCUGAAACAUAGGUUUCGUAAUCCAUUUAAAAGAUUUGUUCAUCUUUUAUUUUUAGUAAUUUCAUUUCAAGAAUCAUUUGGGUUUUUAGUUUCAAGUAGACAGAGUGUUUUGUGUUGGAGAAGGAAGAAAAUGGCGUUGGGAAGAAAGUGCAGUUCAUUGAAGACAAAGCGAGGUGUGAAUGGUGGUGAAGUGGGUUUAGGGUUAGGGUUUGUGAAAUCCACGCGCGGUUUGGGGAGGAAGAGGGUUUUGAUAACGAAUGUUGCUGAAAGUUUAUUGUCUCCUGAAUCGGAAAUCAAGAACCCAUUGAAGAGGCAAUGUAGCCUGAGAACGAUUGAUUUGGAGUAUGAUGAGAGAUCUUUGUUUGAAGCCUUGCCUCAAGAUAUCCUGAUUAGGAUUAUUUGCGGCGUCAACCAUGAAGAUUUGAAGCAGCUUUUUCAUGUAUCUAAAGCCAUAAGAGAAGCUACUUUGGUUGCAAAGCAAUCUCAUUUCGCAUAUAGCACACCAACAAAGACAAGAGUGUUUCGAUCCUCAAUUGAUUUUGAGGAACCAAUAGAAUUGGAAGAUGAUAUUGACGCACCAAAUGCCCCAAAACAACAGCGGGUUUGCAGGUCGCGAAUUAGUGGGAGGAAGCUUGCUGAUGUUUCAGUGGCACUGUUUGCUUCACCCAAGAAAGGUCUUUUCGUGGAAGAAGAAUAGAAAUAUUUUUUGUAAAUAGAUUGAUUGAUUACAUUUGUUGUUGUAGAUUCAAGUGAAUAGAUUAGAAAAGUGAUACGGGGAUGGUAUCUGUUGUACAUGAGUAGAAAUCUUUACGGGCCAGUUUUCUUCAAAGCUUUGAUUGAAGAUUUGGGUUUGGCUUGUUCUGUAUCUUUUUGUGUACAUUAGAGAUUUUUGUAUGGAGGGCAGUCUAGGCCCUUCUGGUCUCAUAAAGUUGUAAUUUGGGGAGUGUUCUGUUGAUUGUACCGAAUGCCCUUUGUGAUAAAUGAAAUGAAGAAUGUUUCCACGGAUUGAUUUGAUAA